Messenger RNA from Prorocentrum cordatum, 498 nucleotides. The record is from the annotation of a GenBank genome assembly. Lineage: Eukaryota; Dinophyceae; Prorocentrales; Prorocentraceae.
GGAUGAGGCCAAGGCUUCGUCGCUCGUGCGGUGCUCCAUGAGCAUGAUGUGCGUGAACAAGGAGAAGGCCAAGGCGAUGCUGCUCGACAUGGGGGCGCCGCUGCGGCAGAGCAUCCUGGACAGCAUCAAGGACGUGCUCAAGGCCUCUGUCGUCGAGGACCCCGACAUGUGGAAGUGGGUGAAGGACCUCGCCUCACAGAUGGUGGAGCUGACCUGGGACCACAUCUCGCUGGAGGUCGAGCGUACUAUAGAGUCGUCGCUGGUGAAAUUUCAGGAGGACAGUGGCGUGGAGGGGCCCACUGGUACGGGCUUGCUUGGUCUGUGGUGCCGCGUGAGAGCUUUCUUUCUCCAUCACUGGAUUCCGCACAACAAAUCGGUGUUCGGCAAGAUGCAGGACCCGGUAUACGUGACGAUAUUCGUACUAACCCUGCUUCCAGUUCCUGGGCUUCGCGUUCUCAUAUUUUGCAUUUUGCUCGCCAUGCUGUUGUUCCCAGGCCC